ACUGAGAACUGGGAAAAUGGAAAACAGAAGAUAAAACGUGAAUCCUUCUGGUCGAAAUUCCGUGGUUACAAUCUGGUAUCUGGUGAAAAGGGGCGACAGGCGACAGCGACAGGAUGCCGGGCAAGGUGGGAGUGAAGAUCAAGGCGGCGCGCAACCUGCCCGUGAUGGACAAGAGCAGCGAGACCACGGACGCCUUCGUGGAGAUCAAACUGGCCUCGGUGACCCAUAAGACGGAUGUGUUCCGCAAGAGCUUGAAUCCCACCUGGAACACCGAUUGGUUCCGCUUCGAGGUGGACGAUGCCGAGUUGCAGGACGAGCCCUUGCAAAUCCGCUUGAUGGACUAUGAUACGUACUCCGCCAACGAUGCCAUCGGAAAGGUCAACAUCAGCCUGAAUCCCCUGUGCCUGGAGAGCUCUAGUCAGGCGGUGCACGGCAAGGGCACCGUGCUUUCCGGCUGGAUUCCGGUCUUCGAUACGAUGCAUGGCAUCCGAGGCGAGAUCAAUGUGAUCGUCAAGGUGGAUCUCUUCUCGGACGUCAAUAAGUUUCGGCAGAGUUCCUGCGGCAUCCCCUUCUUCCACUCCCAGUGUGUGCCAUUUGGCUACCGCGCCCAGGUGAUUCACGGCUUCGUUGAGGAACUGGUGGUGAAUGACGAUCCGGAGUACCAGUGGAUAGACAAAAUUCGCACUCCCCGUGCUUCCAAUGAGGCCCGACAGGUGGUAUUCCUCAAGUUGUCGGGCCAGGUGCAGAGGAGAAUGGGCCUGAAGGCCAUAAACAUGGGCGCCAAUGCCGUCAUCGGCUAUACCCAGUGCUUCGAUCUGGAGGGCGAUGUGGGCGUGGUGGCCCGAGGCAUUGGAACGGCUGUCACGCUGAUCAAGGACACCAGCACCAGUCAGCCGAACAGCGCGGAUGUGGCCCUCAUCGAAGAACUGACACAAAAGUAUCUAGACUUCCUCAACUGUGCGGGGGCGAGCAGCGCAAGUCUGCCGCUUUCCGGCCGCACGCCCCAAUAUCGUCUCAAUAUAUAUAGGGAGCCCAGCUCGUCGGCGCCUUCGUCUGCAGCAGCGGCGGCAGCAGCAACGAUGUUCUACCUGGAGAGUGCCAGCAGCGACACCGAGGAUGCGGAACUUAUGCAGAAUCUCAUAAGGCAGGAGGACGAGCGAGGCGAUCGAAGUCGCGAGAAGAAAUUGCGACACCGCAUGCGCCGACUAACCCUCUCCUCCAGCAAGGUCUUUACUCAGAAGUAUACCACGCUUAUCCGUCGGAUUGAGCCAAAGAUCCCGGAGAAUGCUACGCAAUCGUUGAGCAGCAUCUUUGGAGGAGCUGCGGCUGCCACUUCGAGUUUCAGGCGACGGCGCAAGUCUCGCUUUAACGCGUCCACCUUCAAGUCAGCUAUUCCGCCGUUCAUAACGCGUUCCAUCAGCAGCGAUGCGGACGAGCGUCCUGGACAUAUGCCUGUCAAAAGCUUUCUCACAGUGCCCGGCUUGUCGGAGUACCAGGAAAACACUCGUUCGGCUCCUGAUCUACCAGGAGAUGAGUUUCAGGCCAAAACCCGGCCAUCAUCCAAUUACUCAACUGAUUCAGAAGAAGAGUCUCUACAGUUGGAUUUGGAAAUAGGAGCGCCCGAUAGCAAUUUGGACGAGUCCCCAGACGACGAUGAGGAGAACCUACAGGAUAAUUGGAUUAGGCCAGGAGAGACGCGAAGCUGUGAGAACAGCCAACAAGAUUUGGGUCCUAGGCACCACAAUCUGCUCGAGGAUUUCAAAGGCUUCUCUCGUCGCUUGCAAAAGAUGAUGCACCUGAAUCCCAAGAGUAGCGAAGUGGAGAAGCGACCAAAGCUGCCGUUUGUGCCCUCGCUGGAACGCAAGCCGUACUACAGCUCACAACCGGAGUUGCCCACCUGCUCCGAUGACUGGCUGGGACCGAAUCUCAGUGGCUCCUCGUCCAUGCUGCAAUUGAACGUGCUUUCCACCUACGAGAAGGCCAUGCAGCGUAGUGCCUCACUGAAUCAUUUGGUGGCACCCGAAUCCCCUGUACCGCCCAACACGUUGCUGCUGAAGGCGCCCGAGCUGCGCGUCUGCCCCUCGACACCCACCCCCACCCAAUCCGACCACUUCACCUUUGAAAACUUUAACCCCCCCUGCCUUGCCCAAUUAGAUCAAUCUGUAAAUAUCUCUAAUAGUACUAACCAUAGUAACCACAAUAAUGAAUCAUCAUUGCUUGCUCCAUUUGCCAUUCGUCAACAACAACAACCACGCGAAUUUAGAUCCAGCACUGACCUGCAACAGCAGCCAAGCUCAACAGGAGCAGCCGGAAGCAGUGGACCGACCAAUAUACCCACAACAGUGGAGGGCAGCAGUCCCAAUUUGAAGCGCUUCGCCUCGCCGGUGGGCAGCAGUCGUCUUAAGCUGACGCCCAGUCCCUCGAAGAGCGGCAUCUCGGCGACCACGAACGCGGACAGCGCCUCCACGUCCACCGCCUCGACGGCCACCACCAUGGUGCCGGUCACCGUCGGCGAGAUCUGCCGAAGAUCCUCCGACUCCGACCUAAGUGUCACGCCCAAAGGAAACUCUAUUUGUGUGGCCAGUGAGCGUCUUGUGGCCGCCACGGCCAUGAUGCGUUUAACGCAACCGGCGGUGGGAGCCAAACCAGGAACAGCAGCCGACAGCCUAGACAUGUUGGAAUACCCCUUCCUGACCAUGACAAAGUACCCGACGGGCUUUAUUCUUCAUCUGGGUGCUACGGUCGCCGCACGAUCCGUGAAACUACUGGAGCGAGUGCCCAAUCCGGAUGAGCCGGAGGUGCGCGACAGCUGGUGGACAGAGCUGCGCAUGGAGAUCCGAUCGCAUGCCCGUUCCCUGGGCUGCAAUGUAGUGCUGGGCUAUGCGGAGACCACAACCAUUUCUGACGAUGUCUGCGUUUUAUCUGCCACUGGAACGGCGGCAGUGAUCAACAUGGUGUUCAAUCGAUCUGUAUCGCAAACCGAUAUCUUCACCAUGUCAAAGGCAACCGCCAGCGUUGCGGCCAUGACGAAUUCCGUGGAGGAGGGGAACGGAAGCACUGCCGGAGAUACGAGCAUUGGCAAGGACAGCGGUUCCUUGGGCACUGGCAACAGUUCGGGAGGCAAGCGUUACGGACUUCCCCCACUAAAUGGUCCCCGCAAUGCCUGUGCCAUCUGCCACAUACCCUACAACCUAAGCUCCGUGCCCUUCAACGUUAAGAUGAAGAAGUGUGCAGUGUGCCGCAAGGGUCGAGUGCCGGACGUACUCUUGGCCACUCUGGAAGUGCCCGAGUUCAUGCAGGUCACCGGGCGCGGUUGCUUUAUGCAGGCCCAAGUGGUGCGCGCCAAGAGAGAUCUGCGUGCGGAGCUGAACGCCAAAGAAAUAUCCGAUGGACUGCCCUUCCUGGAGUACGAACUGCAUCGGGUGCUGAUCAACAAGCUGAAGGCCAAGGGAAUGAAUGCUAUUUUCGGGCUACGCACCCAGGUGGCCAUUGGAGAGCGCAUGAUAGCGUUGAUAGCCACGGGCACAGCUCUGUUUCUCACUGCUCUGCCAGUGCCGCAAGUGCCCAAGAUCGUAGCUGGUAAUUCGUGGACCGAUAAGCAAAAGCUGAACGAGCUGCAAAAGAAGUUGCAAGAGACGUUUGAGCGCAAUCAGGAGAUCUAUCAGCUAAAGAGCUUGGAUCCUGAUUUGGCCGCCAAUGCGGGAGGAGCACCAUCGACAGGCGCCACUGGGGAUAAACAAUCGGAUACGGACGACUCUGAUGAGGAGGAGAUGAACGAGAUCGAUCUGAAUUGCGGCAACAAAGAGCUGUGUGUCUUGGAAGUGGAUGAUAUUGAAGACUUGGAAAUCAUUUCGCUGCUCAUGGAGCCAUAUCCGCCGGAAGGCUUCCAUGUGGUCAAUACGCAGCAAGUGCCGGGCAUGCUGGAAAUGGAUACAGUCAAAAAUCUGCAGAUGUUCACUCAGGUGUGGCGCGCUCGUCUGGAGGUGGGUCAAAGUGUUAACGGCUUUCCCAAACACUUUCAGAGACUGCUGCAGACCAUUUACUUCAAGCUGCGCACCAUGAUACCCUGUGCCAUCUGCGAUCUUCGCUUCCGACUGGAUCUGCCAGAGACGGAUCAAAUUCAACUGCUAGUCACUGGCAUGGCGAUGGGUCUAACCGAUGCCAAUAAAAUGAAAUACCGUGGACGUGGUCGUCCAGUGCCACAGCAGCAGCCACCUCCACAACAGCAGAACGGGUUCCAUGAUAGCACAGUGCACGCCACCCAAUCCCAGCCUGAAUUAAAUGGCAAACGAAUGCUGCAGGAGGAGGAUUACAUAUUUCCCCUGGACGAGGAUCAGAUGGUGGAUACACCAACGCCGACCAGUACUGCUAUACCCCCAUUCGGGAUGAGCUCAUUUAAAAUGCGCAAAACUUCACCAUCACGUCUAAACAACCUGGCUUCAGGAUUACCAUCCACUGGAGUUAAGGCGUUGAAUGUUGGCUCUGUGUCUCGUAAUCGAUAUUUUCCUCUGCGAGAUCGUUACGGAGUGGAUUUGACGCCCUUGAGUUUCAUCCCCGGUGGUCGUAUAGACAAAUAUUUGGGCAACCUCAACUUUUUCUUCAUCCGAGAGAGUACCUCGAUUCGGGAGAAUGGCGGGAUCAGCGGAUUUGUCCAUGGUUUUAUCACGGAACUGCUGGCUGUGGUGAGGGCACACAUAGCUUCACUGGGCGGAAAUGCCAUGGUCUCGUUUUACAUCACCGAACUAAUGUUGUUCGAUAAUCAGCAUAAGAAUCAGGGUCAGUGCCUGAUUAGCAUUGGUGGCGAUGCCGUCUAUGUGAGCUACCAUGCCGAUGACUGAUACAAAAACUUGCGGGGCAUAUAGCGCCUAUUCUACGCGAAUCGUCCCAAGAGCCUCUACUCUCUGUUUUCUUCCGCUUAGCUAGACCCGUCAGCUCUGCCCAGCAACUGAAGUUAAUCUAAUUCACGUUCACUUAACAACUUUACAGUCUCUGUAGUUGGAUUCUUUAUGCAAUAUUUUAACUAUGAGGACUCGUCCUUAUCCUAACUUAGUAGUGCGAAUAUUUUCGGUCUUGUUACUUGUUUGCUUGAUGUUUUUAGCGUUAAACCAAUUGCAAUUUCUGUAAAUAGUUGAUGUUUAUUGAAUAUUGAAUUUAGAACGAGUGCGAAUUCAGACACAAGUAUACUAACGAUAUAUACAACUGUUGCAACCACAAACAUGACACACACAUACUAGUAUUCCUAGAUAUCCAAUUUUGGCGUGUAAAAUACAAUACAUACACUAUUUAAAAAUAAAACAAUUGCUCAAUUA
Drosophila biarmipes is the source of this 5309-nucleotide messenger RNA. Its product is annotated as C2 domain-containing protein 5. The record is from RefSeq and is a predicted model, not a curated record. Gene Ontology annotation, cellular component: plasma membrane. Gene Ontology annotation, molecular function: calcium ion binding; calcium-dependent phospholipid binding. The transcript is spliced from 10 exons. Bases 114 to 4838 code for a protein of 1574 amino acids. NCBI's taxonomy places the organism in Eukaryota, Metazoa, Arthropoda, Insecta, Diptera, Drosophilidae. Gene Ontology annotation, biological process: positive regulation of protein targeting to membrane; protein localization to plasma membrane; positive regulation of D-glucose transmembrane transport.